Molecule: messenger RNA, 1149 nt
Organism: Mizuhopecten yessoensis (Yesso scallop)
Lineage: Eukaryota; Metazoa; Mollusca; Bivalvia; Pectinida; Pectinidae
Exons: 5
Coding region: 255-578 (107 amino acids)
Source: RefSeq, a predicted model, not a curated record
CGGACAUCUGUAAACCAUAUUCAACCGAGAUAGGCGGAUGAUUCAUGCCGGUAUUUUACGGGGUAUAUAUAAAGCAAGCAGAUUUUACCGGUACUUUGGGACUGUAAUUAGUUAAUGCAUGUUUAACAUCUCUCUUUUACCGAUCUUGUACACAUAUGUACUCCAAUUAGGUAACGUGUUCUACUUCAGAGCUCUGUUUACACCUGGUGUUUUAAACCGACUCUAUAUUUAGACUAGAACUACCUGUACACAUUAUGUUUUUGCUGACGUACCGUUCAUGCGUUAUCUUAUUUGUACUAUUUAUACUCAGUUCGCCGUUGGAAUCAUGUCAUUGCGGUCGAUGUAAGCUGUCUGACCUGUCGUGUGAUGAAGCAAAGACAAACUACAUCGACGACAAUUGCGAUCAGUACGAUCCUGAAGAAGUCAAUAAUGACUUACAAAAAGCGAAGUAUAAUUGGGAGCUUGACCGCAUUGUGACGCAAAUCAAGUGCAAGGUAUACAAGAGUAAAAACGACCUCUGUGACUUAACAAAAGACAUUAAACAUAUGCUUAGGACCAACUGCAGCAACAAAUCAUAAGAGCAAGCUGACCAACUGAGCAACAUGUUUCCGGAAUAUCAUCAUUUGUGAUGAUGCAUAUGUUUAUCCAUGUAUAUUCAGUCAUCCGACAGAGAUUUCAAUACAUACACUUUCACACGUGCUUGACAAUAUUACUGCCGUUUCAAGUGAGCGAAUUUCUAUAUAGCUUAUCCUUGUUAUUGAGAAAAUGACAAAAUUACUUUUAAAAAAACCCAGACGCACACAUUACUCACCUACUGUGUUCAAUUCUGUCAGUUAAAAGCCAUUUAAAACAUGAAGCUACCAGAGGAUAGAAAGGGUAUGAAAAUAGUGUUAAGCCAUCACCUUUUCUGAUUCGGUAUCCUUAUUCAUUUUAAUGGCACGUGAUAUAUUCAGACAGAAGAAACGAUUAAGCAGUAUACAUGUACCACCUUUACGUCAAGUUGUUCAUAUACUAAAAUAUCACGUUAUAAUGUUAGAACAGUAAAAUGCUACAAUGCCAAUUACAUGAUAUGAAGAUGAAAGGCAUCAAUGUUUACGUUUUUUAUUAAAAAGUCAUCAAUAUAUUCGUGUUCAUAGUUUUUACAUCAUA